Plasmodium knowlesi strain H is the source of this 16161-nucleotide messenger RNA. RefSeq lists its product as uncharacterized. The record is from RefSeq and is a predicted model, not a curated record. The coding region runs from base 1 to 16161 and encodes 5386 amino acids. NCBI's taxonomy places the organism in Eukaryota, Apicomplexa, Aconoidasida, Haemosporida, Plasmodiidae. The transcript has a single exon.
AUGGAACACAAUAACAUUGUAAACGAAGUUGUUAAGCUGAAAACGGAGCUGAAAAAUGCCCUAGUAGAAAAUGGAGAGCUAAAAAAGAGGCACCAUGAAGACACGGAAAAGAUGAAUUUAGUUUCACUGAAAAAUGCCAGCCUGCUGAGUGAGAUAGCGGACGAGAAGAAAAUGCUGCAAUUGGAGUUCGAUAACUACAAGGAGGAGUCACUCAAGGACAUAAAGAGGCUACAGGAAGAGCUAGACAAAAACGUAAUUAUGUUAAAUUGUUUGAAGGACGAAAUUCUCUUCAAGGAAGAGGAACUGAAAAAGGCGGAAAUAAUUGAGAAGCUAUACAAGGAGGAGAGCCAAAUGAAUCAAGAAAAAGAUAGGAAGAUUAAAGAUUUAGAAAACAUGCUAACACGGAGGGAAGAGGAAGAGAAGGAUGCACGUUCAAAGGAAGAACAAAACAAUGAUGGCCAUGUGGAAAUUGAGCAAAAGAACGAAGAAUUGAAAAUUUUAAAUAAAAAAUAUGAACAGGUAAAAAAAACAAACAACGAAAUUGAGAAGAAAAUAUAUUUCCUAAAGGAGGAAGUAGAUUAUUACAAAAAUAAUGAAAAUAGUUUUAUAAUGCAAAAUAUUUUUAAUGCGGAAAAUAAUUUAGACGAUUCGACGUGCAAAAAGUAUCUUUUGAAAAUAUCAGUCUUGUACAACGCUCUAUACAAAAUUGUCGUAUAUGAUCAGAGGAGUCUAUACGAAAAAGACAAAUUAAUUUACUCCCUAGAGAAGGAGAACACCCACUUUUUGAAAAAAUUCAUUGCAGAUGAAAUGUACUGUCUUUACCUCAAAGACUGUAUCAGUAAAAUUAACUUGACGUACCAAAUAGAUCUCCACAAACAGGAAAAAAAAUAUAUGCUUCUGAACUCAGAGUACGAUGAGCUAUACAAUAAGUUCCUGCAGGAGAAAAACGAAAAUUUGCUACUCAACGAAAGGUAUGAUAAAAUUAUUUUCAAUCAGAAAAAAGAAAUUAAUAACUUGAAGAGCCAUAUAUCCAUACAAAACAAGGAUAAAGAAAUUCUGACAAAAUAUAUCGACAACUAUAUCACUUAUAUAGAAAAUUCCUAUGAAAAGUAUUGCCUUCUCAAUACAGAGUAUAAAAAUUUAGAAGAGUUAGUCAAAGAUUUGGAGGAAAAAAAUAAAAAUUUGAUGAUUCUUGUUAAUGGUAUAAAUGCAGACAUGGAUGGGGAUCCUUCCAAGGGAUCUGAACUGAACAAUGAAAAUAAAGUAAAAAAUAAAAGGAACACCAUAACGAUGAACAUUGAUCAUAUGAAGUUAAUCAAAAAUGAUAUCAAAGAUAAGGACAUAAAAAUUAUAGAAUUGGAGAGCAAAAAUAUGGAACUUGAAAAAACGAUUCACAAGCUUAACGAAGAAUUGGUCAAGAACAGAAAAGCGGAAUACGAAGAAAGCGAGUCCUCCAAAAUUAAGGACCUCUGCUUCGAUUUGAAGGAUAUCUGCUCCAAACUAGAAUUGGAAUUGAAAGAGAAAAAUUACAUAAUAGAGGAACUCACCGAAAGGAUAACGCAGGCAGACAAAAAAAGCAAGGAUAAUCAAGUCAUCCUAGAAUUGUCCGAAUUUAGAAUUCAAAAUUUUAAUGAUAAUAUGAAAUAUUACCAACAGAAAGUGGCUGAAUUGGGUGAUAAACUGCAAAAGAAGGAAGCUGAGGUGACUGUCUUUCACGAGUAUAAUGAACGGUUAAAGGAGGAAAAAGAAAAGAUGACCUACGAGCAGAUGAAACUGAUAGAACGGGUGAACGAACUACAAGACGAAAAUGAUCAUCUGAGGAAUGAAGUAAUGUUCCUAAGGAAGGAAGCUUCAUUGAGUAAGAACCACCCAGAUGGGAAAGAUAAGGCUAACCCAAAUGACAACCGCCUUAUCAGCGCAGCCCUAGUGGUGGAUGACAGUUCCUACGUGAAUGAAAAAUCCACGACUCACAACGAUGAGCGGAGCUACCAGCAUUCUGAGAACGAACAGAAGGAAGAGUCAAACGGCACCAUGUAUAAAGGAAUUUUCAAAUUCAUACAACCUAAGAAGAACUGCUGUGAUGACAAAGAUCAACUAGGAUUAAGAGUAAACAAAUUGACCGACGAAAAUUUGCUCCUCAUUAAGGAAAAUGAAGAAAUUUUUGAUAAACUUCAAACAGUGUCUAGCGAAAAUGUAAAACUUAAAAACGACUGUAUGUACUUCAAAGCGGAUGCAGAAAAGUCCCUCUUCUAUUUGGAAUAUGAAAAAAAGGAAAAGCUAAAAUAUAAAUUAUUGCUGAGGCAAAAUAAACGAAAAGGGAAAGAGCUCAAGAGAACAUUUAACAAAAUGAUGGGAACUAUGAAGGAUCUAGUUAUAAGUGUAAAAAAAAUUGACAAGGAAAAUAAAAAAAAUGAUAUAAAUAACUCCUUCUUUAUAUCCUCUUCGUCCGAAAAUAAUUCCAAUGAGGAACUCCUCUCAGAUAACGACAACACAAACACGCAGUUAAUGGUGUCUUCAGUGGGGAAAUCUAAAAAGAGUCUCAACAAUACCAGUGUAGAUGGUAAGCAUAGCUUUUACAGCUUGUCGACCAAGGUUCCUAGAGCCUCGGAAAAUGAACACGCAGAUCGAGAAAGGGAAUUCGAAGGAAGGAGUACACACCGCACACAUAAGCAUGAGAGAAAACACGCCAAGAGAUACAUGAAAAUACGAAUGCACAGAUUCUCCAUUUGCAGUAACUUUAAGAUAAACGUGGACAAGUAUAAGAAGGCGUGUAAGGAGGCGGAAGAGGGCUCCAUGUUCUACCUCAAGGAUACUGGUAGUGGCGACCUCCACUCGUUGGCAAUUCAGCCGAAAGACGCCAAAGGUAUAGAUACGUUUUACUCCAUCCCGAACAGCACUGACUCGAAGGUAAUAAACGUAUCAGAGGAGAUGAAGAAGAAAAAGAAGAGAAAGGGUAAUAACUUUUCUAUAUUUCAGACUUCCAAAAUGAUCAACGAUCUUAACUACAUUAGAAGAAAGUACGAUUCAAAGGUGAAGGAAACGUUAACCAUGCAAAGAAAAUUGAUGGAGAAUGAGAAGGAACUGAACGGCACGAAUAUAAAGUACGAAAAUUUGUUGAAUGAACACGAUUCGCUCAUUUCGCAGAUUAAGGAAAGGACGGAAAAGCUAGUCAGCAUCGAAAAAAAUUACAACCUCCUAUUUGAAAAGUACAGUGAAACACAGGACGAAAUGAAGAUGCACGAAAAGAAGACCCAGGAAAUUUUUAAUGAGUGUAACGAGUUAGUAGAAUAUAUGAAAAAGAAGGAAAAUAAAAUUAAGGAAUUCGAUGAACACUUAAAAAAAAUGGAAAUAAAAUACAAGGAGGAAAAGGAAAAAAAUGACAUUCUCACAAAGGAUAAUGUCUCCUUAGAUAAUUUAAAUGCCAAGUAUAAGGAAGACAUUGAAUUGUAUAGGAAAAAAUUGGAGAGCAUGCAAACUGAGUUAAAGUUGAGAUUGUCCAAAAUUGAUGAGUUGGAGUUAAUUCAGAAAAACUCCGAAAAUGAAAUGUUUUACCUAAAGUCAGCCACCUACAAAUAUGAAAUAAAUUUGAAGGAGGCCCAUGACGAAUUGAACCGAAUUAACGAAGCGACUGUGAAGUUGCGGAAGGAAGUUAGCGAAAAGGAAGUUAAUCUAAACAUGUUAAAGGAGCAAAUCUUAAACAGAGAUUACUUCCUCUACAGCAUAAACGAGUCACUAAAAAGGAAGGAAUACUUUUACAAAAGCGUGAAGCAAAGAGUUCAGGGGUUCAAUAAAACCUUUAUAGAAUUGUGCGAAAGCUUCGAAAUGAGUGAAGUGAAAAAGUUCAAUGAACUAUAUGAAGGCUUCGAAUAUAAUGAUGCCAGUUAUAAGAAACAUAUGUUAAAUUUUCAGCUGCAUCUUAGAGAUAAAUUCGUAGACACCGUUGAUGAUAUCGUCAAAACGGUGGAUGCACUGAGCGAAUUUAACCUGAAAUAUGAAGAAGAGAAAAACGAGAUGGCCAACAGAAUUAAGGAUCUAGAGAACAAACUAAAAAUGAAGAUGAACGAAAAUAACGAACUGUACGAACAGUACGACAGAAACAUGAAGAACGUCCUGCUUGAGCGAGAUGAACGGAUCGAAGAUUGUCUCAUUCUUUCAGAGGAUGUAAAAAAGAAGAAUCAAGAAAUACACACACUUGUCAAGGAGUUGGAAGAGAAAAACCUCGAAUUUAAUGAAGUACAUAUGAAAUGCACUUUCCUAAGCAAUGAGGUAAAAAAUUUAGAGGGGGCCAAAAUUCAUUUGAAGGAAAAGUUGAGGGAAAUCGAAUCAGAACAGGAAAAACAAAUUGACUUCCUUAAAAAGGAAAAUGAUUAUCUGAAGGAAGACAUAGUUAGCAUCAAUAAGGUUAUUAACAAUUUGGACGAAGAAAUUGAAAAGCUAAAAGGAACGGUAGACAAUUUAAAACAGGAAAAAUAUGCCUAUGAGAAGGAGGUAGAGAAAUUGAGGGAAAUUAUUGAUGAAGAGAAAAGAUUUAAUGAUAUUUUGAAAGAAAACGAGCAAAACUUUAUUCAAGAAAUUAAGGAGGCGCACAAGUACGCUAUCAACAAGGAAGAAGAAGUUAACAUGCUAAAACUGAACCACGAAUUAGAGAAAAAGAAAUAUGUUGAUGAAAUUGAUCAUUUAAAAAUUAAAAACAAAGAAAUCCAGGAUUCUGUGAAGAACCAACUAAAAAUGGUCUCAGAUUUAGAAGUGCAAAUGCUGGAGUACAAAGUUCUUUUGGAUAAAAACACCAGCAUGAAAAUGCUAGUGCAAGAUUUGGAGAAUAAAGUCGAUGAACUUAUCAAGGACAAUGAAAAGUUGUGUAUCGAUCUGAAGAAAGAAAAACUUAUCAGUGAAGAAAAGGAAAAAAAUAUCGUGGCACUAAAUGAAGACGUCAAAUUGUGUGAAACAAAAAUUCAUGAAAAUGAAACGUUACUCCUAAAACUGAAAGACGAGAAGGAUCAGCUCAAUGAAGAAAUAUUCAUCCUUAAUGAUAUUAAAAAGAGCAAAGAUUCUAUUAUAGAAGAAUUGGAGAAUAAUCUGAGAAAAGCUGUUUUCGGUGAUGUCAAACUGAACGAAAUGGAAAGAUCGCAACUGCAACAUAAGGUAUUCACCGAGGAGGACCUCGGCAUUGCGAAGGAGAAGGAGGAAGAAGAACUAGAUUUUAACGACAUUGUCAAUUCUACUAUGUGCAUUUUUAACAAUAACGGAAAUCUGGGACCAAACCUAGGGAGUAGCAAUAGGAAUAAUACAGCCAAAAUGGUGGAGCUUAAAAAAUAUAGCCUCUUCUUGAAGGAAGAAAAUGACGCCAUGAAACAGGAGCUAAGAAAAUUGAAAGACAGGUCUUCCAUCGAUGAAAGGAAAAACGUGGAGAUGCAAAGAAUAAUAGAAAGGCGAGAUGAUAUUAUUAGAAAAAUGAACAAUGAAAUAGUCACCUAUAAUGACAAAAUAAAAAACUUUGAGAAAGACACCCACCAACUGAGUUCCGAACUGUACGCAGCCAAUGAACUGCUCGCUCUUCGAAGUGAUGAGUGCAAAGAGCUAAGCAUGGAGCUGUACGAGCUCACUGACGUCAAGAAUAAGUUAAUGGUUCGAAAUGAAGUUCUCCAGAAACAGGUCGAUUUCUUCAAACAAGAGUUGGAGCAGAAGGCGGAGCUCCUAACGGAGUUGGACAUGAAGAAGACAGAAGACGACACCAAGGACUGCGAGAAGAACGCCAUUAUUACUGAAUGCAAGCGAACAUUAAACAUGUACUACAAAAUUUGUUCGCGCAUUAUUUAUUACAAGAAAUACGUCGAGAAGGAGCUGAGCGGAGCAGGCGAGGGCGACUACAUGGUGAUUACCCCUAGUGAAGACGCACAUCAUAGCGUACAACACAGCCCACACGAGGACGACUCGCCGCUAAUUCACUCACUCCAGAGCGAACUUGCCAACCUGAACCCCUCCGACACAAAUGAAAUAUCCAGUUACAUCAGCGAAUUCCUCAAAUGUGUGCGACUUCUCAUUUUUAAAAAAAGAGUAUUCGAGUCGAAGCUGGAAAAUGCUGAGAGGAAGUAUAACGAUUUUAAGGAGAAGCUGAAGGAAGAUAGAGAUCUCAUAAGUGAUUUGAAAAAAAGGCUAAGACAGAAUGAAGAGAACCACCUGAAUAUGAAUAGGCAAGAGAGCCAAGACAACCGAAAAUAUAGCCCCCUCUGUGAAGAUGCAGACUCCCUGUCUAUUAACUACAGAGAGCUCAGCACAGACAUAAGAAAAAGCCAAGGGAAGAAUGGUCAAUUGGAGAAAAAAAAUGUGCUACUCCUCAAAUGCGAAAAUGAAAAACUUAAAGAAGAAAAUAAAUAUCUAAAUGAACAGAUAAACAGUUUGAACAACCUACAAAAUACCAUCAACGAAAUCAGGAAAAAAAGAGAGUACGAAGAAAAGGAUGGAAUACAAAAUGAGUACAUGUUCAUGGCGGAAAACAAGUUCCUCAAAUUUGAGGUAGAAACAAUAACUAACGAACUAAACAUUGUUAAGAACAAAAAUGAAUAUCUGAAAAAGAAGGCAGACAACUAUGAAGAUAUAAUUGAUAGUUUACAAAAGGAAAUCAUACACAUCUUGGAUAAACAGAAGGAGUGCGACGAGGAAUACUUCAAACUGGAAACCGAGUUGGAUAAAAAAAACGAGCACAUUGAAGGUUUGAUACAGAAGAGGAAAGAAGAUCAACAACAAAUCGAAGUGGAGUACUCGAAGAGCCUAAAAUUGGAGAAGGAAUUUCUCGCCUUCACGGAUGACCUAUUCAAGAAAGAAUGCCAAGUGAAGGAGUUGGAAGAAACUGUGAAGAAUCUAAACGAUGAUAUUAAGGCUCACAUUGUAGAAAAGGAGGAGCUGAAAAAUAUUGUAGAAAAUUUGAAAACAAAAUAUGGAACAUUUCAAGAUAAAUAUAACGACCUUUAUAACAUCUUUGAGAAAGAGAAACAGGGGAAAUCCGAGAUAGAGAAGAAGCAAGAUAGUGCACUACUCACGAGAUUAAAAAAUUAUGAUGACAUUAUCUCGGAACUUUUAAAGGAGAAGGAAGAUCUACUAAACAAGUAUGAAGAAUUGAAGAGAGUGUAUGAUGAGAAGUUGAAGGUAGAAUCUCUUCUGCACAAGGAAAUCAAUGAACUCAGAAAAAGUAACGAAAAAUUGAGUGAACAGAAUAAUUCCCUCAUCGAAAAUGUCAACCAGUUGGUUAAGCAGAAUGAUCAGUACAACAUCAAGUUAGUAGAUCUGGAUAAGGAAAAAUUUGACCUCUACAUGAAAUAUCUUAAAGUAUCUGAGGAGUUGAACAACCUUUCCACAUCCCCCCUCCGUUCGAAUCAUAGCGGAGUGGAUAAAAAAUUCGCGGAUAGUGGCCUUUCCUCCAACUCUCCCUUGUCUAGAGGGAAUAGACCCCUAGGCCAAUCGCAUGGUAAGGAGUCUAAAAAAGGCAUCUCUAACAACUAUGAUCAGACGAAGAGUCCGGACACGGAGCGAGAAGACACAGAGCGUUUAAGUGAGGCGGGAGAAUGCUCUCAAAAUGGAGUCAUUACAAAUAAUCUGAAGAAGGAAUUCAUCCACUUGGAAGUCGAAAAUCGCGCCCUUAAGGAAAAGAUUAAUGAAUUGGAGAAACUGAACGGAGACAUAUUUAGCGACAAUAAGGUGUUAAUACAAAUGAUUGCCGAUGCAGACAAACAUGGACAAGACCUAAAAAUUACAGACAUAAAAAGUAUGAGAAAUUACGAAAUUUUGAUGAAAGAAAACAAGCUUGAAAAGGAAGAGAACGAACAUUUGAAAAUGGAGAUAUAUGAUUUGAAGAACAAAAUAGAUCAAUAUAGUAUUAUGCUUAAUAAAAAGAACGAAUAUGAGGAAACAAAUAAGAGGGCCAAAAAUUAUCUGUACUACUUAAAUGAUAAGAUCAAAGGGUUCAUAGAAAUUUUCAGCGAAAAGAACUUCAAUUAUGAAUAUUUCAAAUCGGAACUAAAAAAAAUUAAGUCCACGAAUUUAAUGAUUAUUGAAGAAAAUUUUGAAAAUUUCAAAGAGGGUGCCUAUUCCAGAAUAAGUACCCCAAGCAAGCAUUCCUUGGAGGAAGAUAACAGAAGUGUCAGCUCCAAAAUAAUUGUUAAUUUUUUUACUAACUACAAUGAUACGAGUAAAAGCAACCAAGACGACAUUAUCAUUAACAAAUUUGAACUGAAAAAAUUCUACAAGUGCAUCAUAAAGUUGAAGGAGGAUUAUCACAAGAAAUGCCUCCUGGCAGAUAAUCAAAAGAAUCUUAUUGAGGAAUUGAACAAGGAGAUCUUUAACUACUCCACGCAAAAUACGAAUCUCCAAAAGGAUGAAAUUGAACUGAAGAAAAAACUGACACAAUUGAUGAAUGAAAAUGCGGCCAAUGUUGAAAAGUUUGCCAACCUGAAUGGUAAUUUGAUAAGCAGACUUAAUGAAGAAGUCUCUAAGAAUGAAAAAUUGAUGUCCGAUCUGAAUACACAGAACGAGAUAAAUAGAAACCAUCAGGAGAAGCAAAAGAGGAUAGAGAAGGCGCUAAAUUUUAAACAUUUCACCAAUGAUGAUUUGUCGAAACAGGAUGAAGACAGCACGGAAAGAAAUUUACAAAAAAUUCAUAUCCUCGUGGACCAGUAUGAAGAACUGGUGAGGAACAAUUCCAAGUUGCUAACAACCAGUGAUAAAGUGGCUGCGGAAAAUGACACCCUCAAACAGGUCAUUACAAAAAUGGACAAAGAAAUUAACGAACUGACGAAGGAACUGAAGGAAAAGGAAGAACAGCACAAUGAAGAAAAGUGCAUAAAUGGGCAAGUUACACGUCGAAGCGUACACAAAUUAGACCAUGAAGAAGGGAAAUAUCGUGGAAAUAUUCUCCAACAUAAUAGAGAGGAAUGCAGCGGAGACGUCAUACAAGAAUAUGAAGCCAUUCUUCUCGCCAUUGAAAAAAAAAAUACCGAGUUGGAGAACAAUUGUGAGAGUUAUCAAAAACGAAAUGACGAGCUGACCGACAAGUACGACACUUUGCUUAAGGAGUACAACGAGCUGAAACUUUUUGUGAAGGAAAAGAAAAUGGAACUCAAAUUGGCAAAACGGAGAAGCCAAAAUGAUGAGGAGGACGGGGAUGUCUCCAAUAGUCAAGCUAGAAGCACAGAAAGAACGACCAUAAAGGAGAGACAAUCUCGCAGUGUGUUCCUAACAGCAGAUGAGUUGAUCACCCUUAGCAAGCACGUAAAUGCUGUUGAAACGCUAAACAGUGAUUUUCUAAAAAAUGAAGAACUCGAAGAAUUCAUAGCUUUAAUCAAACAAGACAUUGCCAAGAUUUUGCGAGAGGAGGGCAGGCAAGGUAGAGAGUUUGGCGCUACGGAAUGGGGACCCUCAAACGAGCAUGGUCAGGAAAUACGUGGCGAACAUCGCGGAGAUCUGCUCAGUGGAAUUCUCACCCGACUGAGCGAAAAAGAAAAGGAGGUAAAUAAUUACAAGGACGCGAUGGACAGCCUGCAGGUGCGACUGAAUAACAAGGAGGAAAUAAUUAACAAUUUGAAGUAUGCUUACGAAAAUGAGUUGAAGCGAAAGAAGGAAUUGACCAAAAGAUUGGAGGAGAAGGUGCAUGAAAAUGGCCAUACCAACCAAGUAGACAUACAAAAUGAAGAAAUGUUUUUGAAAAUCCAAAACGGAUAUGAAGAACUUCUGAACGAAUAUAACACCUCCCUCAAUACGCUGGAAGAAACGAAGGGAAAACUAGAAUUGUUAAGGAAUGAAAAGGACAAAAUGGAAAAGUUAAAAGAAUUAGAAAUGAACGAUAAAGAAUUUAUUAUCAAAAAAUUGGAACUAAUAAACACCCAACUUAAGGAUAAGGCAGAUGAGGUAAAAAAAUCUCUAAGUCUGGAACUGCAGAUGAAGGAAAACAUAAUAAAGGAUAAGGUUGACAUGCUUGACGAGUUGAAGAAUCAAGUCGAUUUUUUAAAAAAGGAAAAAAGCAAAAAUAGCAAAUACACUUCAGAGCUAGAAUUACAAUUAGCCAAUUUGAACAACGAAAUGAAUACACUGAACAAUCUUCUCGAGGACGCUAAGGAAGAAAUCAACUUGAUAAAUUGCACAUUAGAAGAAAAGGACAAAGAAGUUACCGACUUGAGGAGCAAAUUAGAGAGUUAUCUAAAUCAAAUGGAUGACACCCCAAAACAGUAUGAAGCUUCACAAAAGGGAAGUAAACGAAAUAGUAGUGUCUCAGAGAAGAGAAGACAAAACUUAUCAUGUAGUAAUGAAGAAAUGCUGAAGGAAAAUAAAAUUAUUAAUGAGCUGAAGAGGAAGAGCCAAAUACAGACUAAUCAGCAUUAUCAAAAAUUGAACGAACUACGGAUUGAUCUGAAGAAUUCCUUCGUAAGUUACAAUAAACUAAAAUUCGACAGUGAAAAAAAAAUGGAAGAUUAUGAAGAGGAAGCAAAUAACUUAAAAUGUUACAUAAAAAAAAUCGAAGAAGAAAAUGAAAAAAAAGAUAAAAAGUAUGCGUUAAUCGAAAUUGCAAUCAAAGAAAUGGAUAAAGACUUAAUCAUCCUGAAAGCACAACUAGAAGAAAAAUGUCUCUAUAUUAUAGAUCUUGAAAAGAACAUACAACGAUAUGAGACCGAUAUGCAGUUCCUCGAUGAAGACGCGAAAGUAGUGCACCAUGUAAUUAUGACAUACGUCGAAUCGGAUGGAAGUGCUAUUAAGAAAUUGACAGAUGAACUCAGCACCAAGACGAAGACCAACCAUUUCCUUUUCCUGAAAGAUAUCAUGGUGAAGCUUUAUCAAAAAUUUAUUAACACACAGAUGAAACGGGAAUUACGGCGCAGUAGAAGUCAUGAUGAUGGAGAUGUCCUUUUGGAGAAGGAGAAGGAAAUCUUAACCUUGGAAGAGAAGCUGAAUAAAAUGCUUUUUGAGAAGAAUGGGUUAGAAAACGAGGUACGUUUGGUUGAACAGGAGCUGAACACGCUGCAUGAGAAGAGAAGUAGCUGCGCAAAGGAGCUGAACGGGCUUAUAAAUGAACUGGAGAAGCGGCAUGAUGAACUGAGCCAGGCGAAACAUCGAAUGGAAGAGAUUGAGAGGAGGGAAAAAAAUCUACAUGAUAAGGAAAGCGAGCAGAUCAGACAUGGAGAAGAAAUGAUGAAGAGGGCGAACGAACUCUCCAGCAAAGAGAAUGAAGUGAUGAAGCAAAAGAACGAGCUAACCAGCAGGAUGGAAGAAUUAGACAACGAGAAGAUACAUAUGGAGGAGCUGAAAAAUGACCUGAUGAUCAAAUUCGAAAAACUGUACAACGCUCAGAAUGACAUAAAAAUUAAGGAAACUAAAUUAAGAAAAAUAUACGAGAAAUUGAAAAAUCACAACAUUGUAGAAUUACUAGACAUUAACAACAAUGAAAGUUUUUUAAAUACAUCUUCAACAAACAAUUUAAACAACUCUACGUCGCUAAAGAGAAUAAUUGAAAUGGAUAACGUGGACAAUGAAAAUGGAAGCCUAAAUUUAGACUCACUAGAAUAUACAACCUACUUCAAGGAAUUUAAAAAAAGAAUUAAACAUUUGAAGAACGAUUUAAUGAAUAGAGAGAAAGACAUGGAAAUAUACAAAAAAACUCUGGAAAUUGAAAAAAAAGAGAAAGAAUUAUACAAAAUUGAGUUAGAAAAAUUAAAGGAACUUGUGCAGGUAGAACAAAUGAAUAGAAGAAAUCUGGACGAGGAGUUGGAGAAAUAUAAAAAUGAUGAUUCCCAUUUUUUGAAGUCUCUAAAAGAAUCGGAAGAACAACUCAAUGAAAAGAAUAACACAAUUUUAGAAUUGCAGCAAAAGUUAAUUGAAACGUCGUAUGAAAUGAGCUUGAUGGAUAAUAAGAGCAAUGUUCUACAGGAAAAAAACAACGAAAGUGAAAAAAAAAUAGAGCAUCUUAAUGGUAUCAUCUCCAACUACGAAAAAGAAAUUAACCAACUGAAUAAGGAAAAGUUAAAUAUUACCAGAAAAUCGAUCGAAAAAAUUAUGGAUGACGGGGAAGAUAUCAAAAAGCUUAAGGACAAUUUGGAGGAUGCUCAUCAGGUAAUGCUCCAGCUGAAGGAGAAAAAUGAACACCUGCACACUGUGAACAAUGAACUACAACAGGCCAAUAAAGACAUGCGAGCAGACAUUGAUAUACUUCUAUCUAACAUAGAGGACAUAAACGAGGAAAAUAAGGUCAGCGAGAAGAGGCUCAAACAGGGUGAAGACAGGUAUGCUGAGCUUAAACGGGCUUACGAAGAGAAGGUACAGGAGGGCGAACAGAUGUACCAUAUGUUGUCCUCCAAGGCGAAAAGGAAGUUUCACUUUGGAGGGCAAGUGGUAAACCAUGAGGAGGGGGAGGAAAGGGGAAGUCAAAUAGGUGCGGGAAUGGAUGGGGAAUCGGGUCCCCAAGAACGGCACGCAUUGGAUCAAUCCGUAGAUCAACCAAGGAACCAUUUGAAAAACCCCCAUUUAGAAGAAACCUCCCUACAUACACUGAACGAAAAGAACGCAAUUAUCCAAUCGUUGAAGGAUAAGCUGGCUCAGUACACUGUCGAAAACAGCAAAAAGGAGGAAGUGAUAAAGGAAUACAAAACAUUGAUAGACGAAAUUUCAAGUAAAGUGCACAUAUUUGAAGACAACCUGCAGUUCCUUAUCAGACUGAACGAGUUUGUGAAUGAAAACAACUACUCAUACGAGCAGGUGGUAGUCAUUCUAGAAGAAUCUACCUUGUACAGAAAAAUCUUAAAUAAAGUACUCCUGGAAAAUCAGUUUUACAGGCAAAUUUCUCAAAUUAAGGAAUACCUUUUUGAUAUAAUAAAAAAGAACGCGUCGAACACAAGGGGGACGUUAAAAUUGAGUCUGCUAGAGAGGAGGAACUCGAAGAAGGAGAGUGGCCUGAGCAAUUCGAACAAUGCUAUGUUCAUGAGCGAAAAUAUUCACUCCUUCCCCGAUGAGAAUGACUCACUGGUGGAUAAUGUGGAAUACAUCCUAAGAGCAAUCGAUAGUGACUUCACCAAUUUCGAAAACGUGUGUGAUGAUAUUUGUCAUUUACUCAAAAAGGAGGAAUGGCAAAGUUUAUGUAAAAAAUUAAAUAUUCUCGAAUUCAGCUUUAACAAUGUGAUUAACAACAUCACCAAUGAAAUUAAGAAGGUUAGCAAGAAGUUCAACGAGAAGGGAGAAUUGAGAAAGAGCCUCAAAGUGAUGAAGAAGAAGUUCAGUUCACUGUCUAACGAUUUUCUAAAAAGCGUAAAGGAUAUGGAAAAUCUGAAUAUGCUCCUUUCGAAAGAGUCUGAAAAGAAUGAAUUGCUGAAGGCAGAAAACGACGAAUUGAAGCAACUGUACGAUAAGUUAAAUGAAAACUACAAUGAUAAGUUGGCAGUUCUGCAGGAGCAGGAGUAUGAGGUGAAGAACUUGAGAGAGCAGCUAAUGGAAAAGAAUGAACACAGUACAAAGACAAAACAAAUGAACGAAUUCCUCAAAACGGACUUGAGUUAUCUAAAUACGUCCCUCGACCAGGCUGCCCAAAACUUAAACGAACUGAACAAUGAAAAUGUGAAAAACAAAAGAAAGGUGAUCGAACUGACGGAGGAAAAUACCUACUUGAAGAACCAAGUGGAAGAUAAAUCCCAAAUUAUAGAGCAUCUGGAAAUUGAUAUCGAGUCGAAAAAUCAUGUGAUCAAUGAGCUGAAGGAGUUUAACGAAAUGCUCAUUAAGAAGGUUGAGGAGGGGGAAAAUUCCAAUAGGGAGGAAGACCGCCCCAAUGGUGCCCGAAGUAAGGACAGUCCUCAUGGGACAUCUAGUAGCGCAAAAAUCACAAGCAAAAGUGGAAGGAACGAGGAUGCAUAUGCGAGCGACUCCUGUGAAGAAAUAGAUAAAAAGGAGCUUCUCAUCAUCAUCAGGAAAUUAGAAAAUGAUAAUAACAUACUGAAUGAAGAGUUAGAAAUUUUUAAAAACAAUUUUAACGCAUUGAAGGACAAGAAGGAACAUUUGGAGGACAUCAUUAACAGCAACGACUUGGCCCUCAACAGGAGAGAAAUAGAAUUGAACGAUGCCAUCAUCGAAAAGGAAAAAAUGCUAGAAGAAAGCGGCAGGUACAAAACAAAGUGCAUACAAAUAAUAGACAUAUGCUUUAACAAAGAUUUCAAUAUAGUAGACAUAAGGGAGAAAAUUGUGUCCAUCUUCGAAAAUGAAGAUGAGGAGAUCGAAGAAAUUAUCAACUGCCAUAAGAGGUUGCUUUACCACAAUGAUAGUACCCAUCACGGGACCCAAGAUAGGAAUACAAAAAAUAGAACGAGCACCAAGGGAGGGGACAAAUCGACGGAGCUGCAAGAGGAAGAUAGAGUAACAAUAAUCGAGCAGGAGAAAAUCCUACACAUUGAAGAAAUGAGCAAAAAAAAUGAAGAGCUAAUAAAAAAAAAUGAAGAAAUUUGGAAAAUGAACAAAUACAUUGAAGAUUUAAACAAGGAAAUUACCAACAAAAAUUAUAUCAUCAUUAAGCACCAACAAGAUGUGGAGGAUAAAAAUGACAUGCUGGAACAGAACCAACAGUAUAUUCAAUUUUUAAAGGACCAAAUAAAAUUGCUAUGCAAUAACAUUGAUGAAAAUAAAUUGUUCGAUAUCAAUAACUUUAAUUUGUCACCCACACUUAGGAGCUUCAUAAAGAGGAAGAGCGUGAACGCAAGAUUCUCCUUCGUUGACACUUUGGAGAAGAAGGAAGGGAGCUUGCGCGAAGUGAGGAACAACAGCCACUUGAACGAGGACGCCUUCAAACAAAGCGACAACUUUGACCUAAGCAGGAAGAAGCGUCUUUCCGAAUUGAACAGCCAAGAGAUGUACAACUUCUACGAUGAAAAUGAAGUCAAACUGGAGGAAAUGAAUUUAAAAAUGGAUGAACUGACUGACAAACUGAAAGUUGCUGAGGACCAAGUGGAAGUGCUAAAGGGGGAAAACAACGAAUUGGUGGAGAAGUGUGAAUUUUUAAAAAAGGAACUCAAGUACACACAAGGCACAAAACGUAAUUUAAUGCUCUGCGAAAGUAGGCUCAACAUACUAGAAAAAGAAUUGCAGGAAAAACAAAAAAAAUUGGAUGCACAAAACAAGACCGUAAACGAGUGUGUAGAUAUGUACGUGGAAGAAAAUUCCGAAAAUUUCAACAAAAUUUUGGAACUGAAGAAAGAUAACGAGAAGUACAAAAUUGAAGUUAAUAUUCUCAAUGAAGAAAUAGCCAAACUGAAAAGCCAAGUGACUACCUACAAAAAUGACAUCAAAAAUAUCAGCUCCACUUUGGAUUUUUACAAAUCCACACACGAUGAAUUAGUAAAUGAAUUCAGCAAGGAAGAAAACACAAAUGUGUACUACAAGAAGUUAUGCGAAUUCUUAAAAAAGGAAAAUGAACAUGUGAAGGAAAAUUUACAAGCAGAGGAAGAAAACAAAGAACAACUCAUAAUAAGCAUGAAUGAAAUACGGGAACAGCUAAGCAACUGCAUAAAGGAGAAUUACGAAAUCACCCUGGACUUGGAGUUUUUACAAAUGCAAAACGGAAUUCUAAAGGAUAGCUGUAGGUACUACAAAGAAAGAGAAGGCCUUUUCAUAAGUAACUUAAAUGACAAGGACACCAAUUUGAACAUGUUGGAAAAUUUUAAAGAAGAAAAUUUAAAAGAAUUUAUCGAAAAGCUGAAAGACGAAAUAAACAAUUUGGAGGAUGCCAUUUCGGAAAAAACCAAAACAAUUAUUUCUUUAAAGUAUCAAAUAAAGGAACACUAUUUUGAAAGCAUCUCAAAAAAUGGACCUCAACUUGAGCAUAAAAAUAAUGUCCAAGAAAUUGUCAACUUAAAUAAUAUGGCUUAUGUCCAAAGUAGUUUAUUUAUUUAUAUUAAUUUAUUCAAAAGUGUUCUUUUCAUUAUAAGUGAAAUUUUGUUCUUUGCUGACCCUACGAAUAGCCUCUAUGUGGAAAUUUUAACUCUUUUAAAAUUAAGGGUGGGAAAUCAAGACGCAAAUGUAGAGUUGGAUAACAUGAUUGGACAUUUUCACCUUUCCAAAAUGGACUGUGAAAAUAUUUUUCAGUCUGUCCUUAAGUCGAAAAGCAUCCUCAGGGAAAAACUGCAGCUUCUCCAGUUAAGAAUUUGUUAA